UAUGGGUCAUGAAGAUCAAACCAAUGAAACUGAAAAUCAUUCCUAAAUCUAAGAUUCAUUAUAUCGAGAUGAAGAGAAAAUGGAAGAAUCAGCAAAUGUGGCAUAUUUACUUACUUUAGGCAUCUUAUUGGGCCUUGCUUUAAGAGAAUUGAAUAAGAAAACCAAGUAAUAUUUCAACAAUUUUAGGUAGAUUACCCUAUUCCCCUAUGGUCUUAACUUGUGGAUUGUUAAUAGGUUUACUAUAAAGUUAUCUUGGAUAUUUGGGAACAAGUGCAAACAUCUUGAGUCAUAUGCAUCCACAUUUAAUAGUUUAUGUCUUUGUUCCUGUUCUUUUAUUUGAAUCAGCAUUUAAUUGUGAUUGGUAUAUCUUCAAAUAUCAGAUUGUAAAUAUCCUACUUUUAGCUGGACCUGGAGUUGGCUGGGUAUAAUAUAAUGUAUAUCUAUUAGGGAGCAAUUCUUUUAGGAAUUGUAUUUAAAUUGUUCCUAUUUUAUGGUGAUGAAGAUAUGAAUUGGUAUUAAGCAUUUACUUUAGGAUCUGUAUUAUCUGCAACAGAUCCUGUGGCUGUUGUUGCAUUAUUAAAAGAAUUAGGAGCAAGUGCUGCAUUUAAUCAUUUGAUUGAAGGAGAAGCUUUAUUAAAUGAUGGAGUUGCAAUGGUGUUCUUUAUAUUUUUUAAUAAACUCUCUAAAGCUGCAGCAGGAAUUGGAGGAGGAGUAACUUUUGGAGGAGUUUUAUUAAAUUUCUUUAGGAAUUCAAUAGUAGGUCCAUUGUUAGGAGUUGUUGUAGGAUUUUUUGGAGCUUUAUGGGCUAGAAAAAUUGUAGGAGAUGAUGUUGAAGUAGGAUGGUUAACAUUUAUAUUUACAUAUCUUACAUUUUAUUGGGCUGAAUUUUGUUUCUUCAAAACAAGUGGAUUAUUAGCUGUAGUAGCUUUGGGUUUAUUUUGGAGUGCAUUUGGAAAAACUAGAAUAAGAUCAGAAAGUGAACAUGCUGUACAUACAGUUUGGAGUUUUGUUCAAUAUUUUUGUGAUACAACAGUGUUUUUAUUAGUAGGUAUGAUAGUAGGUACAGAAGUGAUAGAAGAGAAUUAUAUUUACACAUCAGAUUAUUUUAGAAUGAUUUUGUUUUAUUUCUUUAUGAUAAUAUGUAGAUACUUAAUGGUUAUAUCAUUUUGGCCAUUAUUAAAGAAAUAUGGUUAUCCAAUGUCAUAACCAGAAUUAAUAGUAUUUGUUUAUGGAGGGUUAAGAGGUGCAUUAGGUUUAACACUUUCAUUGAUGGUUGGAUGUGAUGAAGAUCUACCAUAAAGAUUUAGACAUUUAGCUGUAUUUUUUACUGCUGGAAUGGCUGCUCUUACGAAUCUUGUUAAUGGAACAACUUGUAAAGCUUUAGUGAAUUAUUUAAAUAUGAUUGAAAAUCCAGUGAUUAAAAAGAAAGUUUAUAAACGUUAUCUAACUGAUAUGAUUGUUAAUUAAGAAGACACAAUAAAAGAAUUAGAAGGAGAUGAACAUUUUGCUAUGGCUGAUUGGAAUUAAGUUAAAUCACUUAUUGGAUCAUAAUAGUUUUUAUAAGAAGUAGUUUCAUUAGAAAAUGAAAUUAAAUUAAUAUAAGGUGGAAAUAUGAGUAGAAUUUCUUAUGAAGGAGUUACUGAUACAGAAACUUUUGGAGAAGUUAGAUAUAGAGUACUCAGAAUUCUUAAAGGAAUCUAUUACUCUAAAUUUGAACAUGGAUAAUGUGAUGAAGAUUCUGUUAGAUUACUUGUAGAAUCUAGUGAUGUUGCACUUGAUCAUACUGGAUCAAUCCUUAAUAUUUGGGAAUAAUUAUUCUAAAGUUUUACUAGUUUUAGUAGUAUUAAAUACUUCUUUAGAGCUAAAGAAUGGACAUUCCUAGGGGGAUAUGCUUAAUAAUAUAUUACUAAACAUUUAGGAUUUGUUUAUGAUGUUACAACUACAUUUAUAUCUUCCGCCAAUGAAGUAAUUACUUUAUAAUAACAUAUGCCUGUCAAUAAAAGUGCAGUUAAAUUAAUUAUGGAUGAAAUUAAAACUGAAAUCAAUAAAGCUGAACUCUAUUUAGGUAGUUUGAAUGAUACAUUCCCUGAAAUUAUUAGAGCUAUUCAAACUAAAAGAGCUUCACAUACUGUACUUAUGCAUUAAAGACAUCAUCUAGAAGAAAAUUAAAAAAAUGGAUUUGUUGAUGAUAAAGAAUUUAAUUAACUUAAAAGUAAUAUUGAUGCACGACUUGUCUAACUUGAAAAUCAUGUUUUUGAUUGGUAAAUUCCAUCUUUCCAUUCUUUUGCUAUGGAAUUCCCUAUAUUUGCAGGUGUCCCUAAAGAAGAAUUAGAAACCAUCAUUAAAUCAACAUAUGAAAAAAGAUAUUAAACAGAUGAAAUUAUCUAUGAAAAAGGUAUGACCUGUCAAAAUAUAUACAUUGUUUAAUAAGGUAAUGUUAUUGAUGAAGUUGGAUCUCAUUCCUUAAAGAAAGGACUCGGAUCUUUACUCUCAUAUGCUAAUCUUAUUGGAGAUGGAAAAUGUAUGACUACUUCUAGGGCUGCAUCUGAAACUGUAUUACAUUCAUUAAAUUUAAAUGUUCUCAAGUCAUUGAUGUAGAAAUCAAAUACUUUUGAAUAGAAAAUAUAUAUAAAUUCUAUAGGUUCUAUAUUAUUUAUAUACUUUUAGAAUAUUUGAUUAAAUUAUAUGAAUCAUAAGCUGGUCCUCUAGGUUAGAUGGAAUAAAAACGUUUAGGAACAUUUCUGAGACAAAAGACUAAAUUUUAAAAGUUUGAUGUUCAUUCUAAUGUGGAGUUUAUGUUUGGUGGAUAUAUAAUAAGAGGCGAAAUAUAAAGUUGCAUACAAGAUGAAAAUGAAGGUAUUGAACGUUACAAUGAUUAUUGGUAAUAAUUUAAUUCUCCAAUAGUUAUGUUCCACCUCGAGAGAAUGAUUUUACAGUCACAAAAGCUCUUAUUUGUCUGGUAUUUGAUGAUCCUAUUGAUGUGAUAAAGUAAGAUAGAUUGGAGUAAUUCAAUUUAGAAAAUCAGGAAGAAAUAAUAGAAUAAAGAUUUUCAAGGAUAGAUAUUCAAUAGAAAUAAUAUUAAUAAGAAGAAUUAUGA
Molecule: messenger RNA, 3097 nt
Organism: Paramecium sonneborni
Lineage: Eukaryota; Ciliophora; Oligohymenophorea; Peniculida; Parameciidae
Source: the annotation of a GenBank genome assembly